Rhagoletis pomonella (apple maggot) is the source of this 951-nucleotide messenger RNA. RefSeq names its product putative nuclease HARBI1. The record is from RefSeq and is a predicted model, not a curated record. The coding region runs from base 46 to 951 and encodes 301 amino acids. Lineage: Eukaryota; Metazoa; Arthropoda; Insecta; Diptera; Tephritidae. The transcript is spliced from 3 exons.
AAUUUCGGCCUCAACAAAGACGCAUUUAAAAGCGUUUUAACAAUUAUGGAGGAAGAGCUUGGGCGAAGUGUAAAAUCAUCAUCGGUGACUCCUGCAAUUAGAUUGAUGGCAGUUUUGAGGUUUUUCGCUGAAGGAAGCUACCAACACGGUGUUGGGAAAGAUUUUGAUGUGGGGUUGGCGCAAUCAACGUUCUCAAAAACAUUGACAAGAACUUUAAACAUCUUGGAACGCCGACUGUGCCCAGUAUGGAUUAAACUGUCAAUGACGGAGGAGGAGAAUAAACGAGCCAAAAUGUGGUUUUACAGGAGAACGCAAUUCCCUGGCGUUAUUAUGUGUGUGGACGGCACGCACAUUAAAAUACUUCCUCCUGCAGACGAACCGUAUUUGUACUACAAUCGUAAGGGAUACUACAGCCUAAAUGCAAUGGUGAUUUGCGAUAACAAGAUGCAAAUAAGGUACGUUGAUGCUCGGUUUCCAGGCAGUAGCCACGACUCACAUGUGUGGAAUGUAAGCGCUGCAAAAACCUAUUUUGAAGAGAGAUAUCGGCAAGGAGACAAAACAACUUGGAUAUUAGGCGAUGCUGGAUAUCCCUUACAGCCGUGGUUAAUUACACCAUUCCGUUCUCCUGUGGCAGGAAGUAGAGAAAGCGCCUUCAACAAAACGCACAGUAAAGCGCGCAACAUAGUCGAGAGAGUCAUCGGCGUUUUGAAAAAUAGAUUUCGAUGCCUGCUAAGAGCUCGCCAACUACAUUAUUCGCCCCAAAAAGUGGUACAAAUAAUUCAUGUGGUAUGCGCAUUGCACAACAUGUGCAUCCACUACAACGUGGAAGAUAAUACACCUGAUAUUAUGGAUGAUGAAUAUCAAGAUGUAAAUGAAGAGGAAGCGCCAUCAGAAUUUUCCAGAGAAGCGUCAGACAUAAGAAUGCGAAUUUUGAGAUUAUUACCUAACUAA